Molecule: messenger RNA, 1574 nt
Organism: Nematolebias whitei (Rio pearlfish)
Lineage: Eukaryota; Metazoa; Chordata; Actinopteri; Cyprinodontiformes; Rivulidae
Gene: oaz1b
Product: ornithine decarboxylase antizyme 1b
Biological process (GO): positive regulation of protein catabolic process
Cellular component (GO): cytoplasm; nucleus
Molecular function (GO): ornithine decarboxylase inhibitor activity
Source: RefSeq, a predicted model, not a curated record
CAUUGCCAAGCCUAGCGUCGCAGAGAGCAGUCAGCCAGUCGUGUCUCUAUCCGAGGCCGGAUGGUAAAAUCCAACCUCCAGCGGAUCCUAAACAGUCAUUGCUUUGCUCGCGAGAAGGAAGGAAAACAGCAACCCUUUACUACCAUGGCGGAUUUAAGUAGUAGUGAUAUCUGUGACAUGAUUGGGAACCUGUCCCUGCUCUGUAGUAGUACCCGUGGCCCGGGGCCUCUGUGGUGCUCCGAUGCCCCUCUCCCACCCCUGAAGAUCCCAGGUGGGCGAGGGAAUGGCACACGGGAUCACGCUCCUUCAGUUCGGCAGCUCUACACAGACCGAAAGUUGACGGUAACAGAGGAGCCUGCUGGUAAUGGACGUCCUAGGAUGCUCCACUUCCAAAGUCGUCCCACAGUUGCAAAGACAAUACAGUGGGACGCUGUCCUGAGCAGCAGCGCGCUCUAUGUGGAGAUACCUCGAGACCCUCUUCCUGAAGGCAGUAAGGAGAGUUUUGCAGCUCUCCUGGAGUUUGCUGAAGAACAUCUGAAAGUUGUUAGCGUGUUUGUCUGCUUUUACAAGAACAGAGAUGAUCGUGCUAAAUUGGUGCGUACCUUCAGUUUCUUGGGUUUUGAGAUUGUGAAACCAGGCCAUGCCCUCGUCCCACCUCGACCUGAUGUUUUCUUCAUGGCCUACAACUUUGACAGGGACUCCUCGGAUGAUGAGUAGCCCUCCAGACUUCACCACCAGUUAAUUUGUAGUUUUCUCCUCCCAUCAUGUUUUGUUUGCUUUAGUUUUAUACAGCUCCAGCUUACCAACACAGCUACUGUCACAUACAGUACACACGUGCUCACCUCCCCAUGCUUUGUGUUCAAGGGAAUAAAGCAUCUCAUUUGUAGCAUUUAUAUUUGUGUGUUAAACUGUUUUCACAGAUUUAUUGGUGUCACAUAAAAUGGAGGGAUUUUUAUGUAGAAGUUAUAAAUAGUUGGGCUCUAUUAUACAUGCAUAUUUUCCAGUAAAAUCAGUUGUUUUCUUUCAUGGCAGGUUUAAGGUGGGGGAUUUUUUUAUUUCUUGAAUGUUCAAAUAAAAUGUCACCAGGUUUACACUCUGGUACAACCAGCUUUGGCUGAGCAGUAGUAUUUAAAUUUCAACAUUUUAUCUCUGGACUAAGUUACAAAUUAUAGGGACCAGUUUUUGUCAUUACCCUAGCUUUAGUUCUGCUUCAUGAGCAACCACUUAAAUAGCUGGUGCUUUCUAGCUGCAAACUGUUUCUAUUAGAAAUGGGAGUGAAAAGCUGAAUGCUAAUGCAUGUAUUUGUAGAUGGUUCCAAGGUUAAACAUCUCAAGAGGGUAAUGAAACUAAGAAAGGGAAGUGGAAAAAUCCAAAGUGCAUUUUUGCUUCUUUCUGCCAUGUGUACCUGAAGAUAUUGUAGUUUUGAAGGUUGAAAUAAAAUCUGCGGUAUUGUUGAAUUUUCAUUGGAUUAGCAUUCCUUUAAACCUUUAAUUUCCAUGAUAGUACUGAAUAUGUUCACCUGUAUAGUGGUACCUGUUGUGCUUCUGUGAUAAUAAAAAAGAAAAAUAAAUAUU